Messenger RNA from Sceloporus undulatus (fence lizard), 4283 nucleotides. It is a transcript of the gene PAOX, whose product is annotated as polyamine oxidase. NCBI's taxonomy places the organism in Eukaryota, Metazoa, Chordata, Lepidosauria, Squamata, Phrynosomatidae. Gene Ontology annotation, molecular function: polyamine oxidase activity. The coding region runs from base 1866 to 3116 and encodes 416 amino acids. The transcript is spliced from 7 exons. The record is from RefSeq and is a predicted model, not a curated record.
UCGUGGGCGCCGGCGUGGCGGGGCUCGGGGCGGCCCAGCGCCUCCUCUCGGGCUCCCUGCGGCGGCGGCGGCGCCGGCCCUUCUCCGACGUGCUCCUGCUGGAAGCCUCCGGCCGAGCGGGAGGCCGCAUCCGCUCCGGGAAGCUGCGUAAGGCCGGAGGGGAGCUCCCAGAGGCGCCCCCGGGAAGUCGCUUGGCCCUGUGGGAGUGGCCCGGUUUGAGGCCGCUUUAACUGCCCGGGCUCAACAAACGACAGUUCCCAGAGUUCCACAGCACUGAGCCGUGGCAGUUACAGACUGCGGUGUCAAAGCGGGUGAUUGCUGCAGCGCGGAUGCAGCCCUCCAUUUCUCUAAUGACUUGGGAAUAACAACUCCUCGCUUCCGACAUUCUCGUUGUCAGCCUCCUUUCAGAGCUGCCUCCCGGGGCUUCCCUCUUCUGGAGGCCCCUUCCUUCCCGCCUCCUCCUCCUCCGCCAUUCCCUCCUUUGCUUGCAGCAGGGGCCAGGCUCCCCAUUGGCCUCCUCCCAGAACCACCCCAUGCGCAACCCUUAGGAAUGCUUCCCCUAUUCAUGUUAAUUCUCACAUAUCACUGAAUAUCAUGUCCCUCACAUUUGCUGCUUUGACUUUUGCAGGUUUGAUUAUUCACAGAUGCUACUGUCAAUAUGUUCUCUCUAGGAAUAUCUAGGUCCUCCGGCACAACUCUGUGGUCAACUUUAAGCAGAAGCUGCACUGAAGAAACCAGAGAUCCCUAGAGAGGACACUCCGCUGGGCAUUUGUGGCUCCUCCAGCGCAGUUCUGUGCUCAGUGUCUGGCAGACAUUGGCCACAGAGGAGUUUAUCACACUGGGGCUAAUUUCAGCAUUAAAGAGAGAUUAAAGCACAUUUAAAGCAUCCUGCAAAUAAAGCAAAAAUUGCAAGUAAUUGCACAAAUGAUUAUCACAUACAAUUGCACAAAUAAAGGGAUAUCGGAAAUGCAUUGUUACUGAAAUGCCGAAAGGCAAAAGAUCCAUGUUAAUGCUUCUUUGUGGCCACUUUAAUGGCGGGUUUUGUGCGAUGUCAUAUGAAAUCGUUUCACAUAAUUACACAAUUUUCCCGGGAUAUCCACAGGAUAAACUCCCUGUCUCCUUCGUGUGAUAAACUGCAGAGUUGUACUGGACAACCUGGAGAUUUCUAGAGAGGUGUUCUCUCCAGUAAAAACAUAUGUUUGUUAUUUGCGGUUUUUUCACGUUCACGAGGGUCCUGUGCCCCUAACCCCAGCGAAUGUGGAAUGACAGUAGCUGCGACAUAACAUUAAAAUGAUACCUUUAAAUUACAAUAUAUGUAUUUACAUGUACAUAGUUUCAUGAAGUUAAAGUGAAAUUUGGUAAGAUUUGAUGUUUUUAAAGAAAAAAAUUAAAAGAAUUUUAAAAAUAUAAAUUUUAAAUAUAAAAAUUAAAAGUUUAACAAAAAUAAAACUCAAGGCCUCUCUUUUUCUCCCCACUGAGCCUUGCCCCAGUCCAGCCUUUUAAAGGGAUGCAGGCCAAUACCAGAGCCCAGUUCUGCUCAAAGGCCAUUGUUUGGGGAGUAGUGGUGUCACCUUAGGUAGGGUGUCAUCUGGUGUGACCUGCACACCCUAUUGACCCCCCUGUUUCCUUGCAUCUCACCUGUCUCCCACUUUCUCUCCUUCCUCUCUUGGUGCUUCACCUUGCAUCACUGCAAAGCAGUAUCAACUACUUUGGGUGCAGAAGGCAGGCAGGUCAAGGAAGCAGUGUCCUUAUCAACAUGAGGAGAUAAGGUAGUUGAGAUUGGUGCCCACUGGAUCCAUGGGCCUUCAAGGGAGAAUCCUGUGUUCCAGCUUGCUUCAGAGCAUGGAUUACUAGAUGAGGAUGCUAUGUCUCAGGAGAACCAACAAGUGGAAGCAGGGGGACAUCCUGUGGGGCCAUCAGAAAGCUAUUCCAGCCAGGGCCACGUGCUGAACUCUGACAUAAUGAACUCCAUGGGUCUCCUUUUUUUUACUCUCUUAGAAGAAUCACGCAAGUUCCUGCAUGCAGACAAAGUACCUGUACCUAGUGUGGGUGAAUACAUAAAAGAUACAAUAGUUCAGAGGAUGAAGGAAUGGGCUGAUGAUGAUAAGACAAAGUCCUUGAAGCUGGCGAUCCUCAACAUGUAUUUCAAGUGGGAGUGCUGUGUGAGUGGAACUCAUAGCAUGGACCUGGUGGGCUUGGGGCCCUUUGGAGAGUAUGUAAUGCUGCCAGGACUGGACUGCACCUUUCCCAAUGGUUAUGAAGGACUCACAGACUGCAUAAUGUCAACUUUGCCCAAAGGGACUGUGCUAUUUAAUAAACCAGUGAAGACAGUUCACUGGGGAAGCUCCUACUUGGAAGAGUCCACAGGCCGCUUCUUUGGAGUUCAAGUAGAAUGUGAAGAUGGCGAGAAAUUCUUAGCUGAUCAUGUCAUCAUCACAGUGCCUCUAGGUUUCCUCAAAGAACACCAAAAUACAUUUUUCAGUCCUCCACUUCCAUCCCAGAAGAUGGCAGCAAUAAGAAAGCUGGGAUUUGGAACAAACAAUAAAAUAUUUUUGGAAUUUGAGCAGCCUUUCUGGAAGCCAGAUUGUGAAUUUGUUGAGGUAGUAUGGCUGGAUGAAUCACCUCUGGCUGAACCACCCAGUGAUUUAAAGGUUGCCUGGUUUCAAAAAAUUGCUGGUUUCAUUGUUCUCCAUCCACCAGAAAGGUAUGGACAUAUCCUCUGUGGCUUCAUUGCUGGGAAAGAAUCUGAAUUCAUGGAAACUCUUACAGACACUGAAAUUUUCACAACCUUAACACAAGUAUUUCGUAGAGCAACAGGAAAUCCACAUCUUACUCCACGGAGUAUUCUGAGAUCUAAAUGGCACAGUGAACCUUAUACCAAAGGGUCAUAUAGUUACGUGAGUGUUGACAGCUGUGGAGAUGACAUUGAUAUACUUUCUCAACCCCUUCCUGAGGAAGCCUGUAAUUCCAAGCUACCUGAGGUUCUUUUUGCAGGAGAGGCCACACAUCGCACAUUCUAUUCAACAACUCAUGGGGCCUUGUUGUCUGGCUGGAGAGAAGCAAAUCGCCUUAUCCACAUCUAUGACAAGUCUGAAUCCCUACAUGCUAUGCUGUAAACAGCUAAAAGUAGUUCUCUUUUGCUGAUGAUUACCUCCUAAGUAAUCAGUAGAAAUGGUAAAUCACUGUACCCCUGCUGCAAAAACACACAAAAUCUAAAUUACAGCAAUUGGAGAAGAAUUCAGAUAUACAGUAGCUGUGUUAGUUUGGAAUAUCAGUAUGCAAAGUAUCUUACAGCACAUUUUACACUAAAAGUGCAAAAGCUUUCAUAAUUUGGUAGAUUUCCUCAGAUGCGUUGAAUAAAUUGGUGUGCAGGAAGAACCUUUAUAAUCAGACUAUAUGAAUAGCCAGAGAAUUGAAAAUCUUAUGGGUAUCACAGGUUCGCUUUCAAUUAUGGUCGUUGAAGGACAAAGGCAGGAAGAAGAAAUAUGUUACCCAAGGCCAGGGUGGGAAGAUUGCAAAGAGAAUCAGCUAAUUAUGAUACCUCCACAAACUCCAGUCCAUCAACAAUGGGUUGAACAGAGGUAAUGGCUUCCUGGCACACUGCACAUAAUGUAAUACUAGCUAACACCCCAGCAUCACACUCUUAGCCAGUUUAUUAUAUCUCCAUUCUGGUUCCCAGCCUGCACACACCACAUUUCAGAACUCCCUCCACCAUUCAUAAGGUAAUCCAUCCACCCUAACCUUAGGCAAUAUCUUUCCAACUGCCCUUGUCCCUCAACAACUAUAGUUAAAACUGAACUUGUCACCUCAUCACCAUAUCCACAAGUUUUACAUUUCUAAGCCUAUUAUUAUUAUUAUUAUCAUCAUCAUCAUCAUCUUAUUACAAAGGUCCUUCCUAGGCAACACAUCACUCCAUGCAUCUGAGGAAGGAGACCAAGUCUACAAAAGCUUAUGCUACUGCAUAUUAAUCUCAAAGAUGCUGCAAGAUCCCUUAGCAACUGAAGAAGUUGGCUUUAAAUUUGCCUGGUUGCAACUUUACUUUUGCCAACUAAACAUGCAGUUGUUAAUCUGAACUAAGGUGCACCCACUGAAUCAAUAGAAUUUAAAUGUCGGUUUGCCAAGUUCCUUGGGGUUUAGCCUAAUUGGAAUUGGAUAUAGGUUACAUUAUUACCUAUUUAGAUACUGAAAAAUUUAAGAAGUUCUAGGACAGGGUAGGCAACCUUUUUGAGCCGGGGGCCAGGUUGCUGCCCCUCAGACAACUGGGGGGCCGAAGCCAAAAAAUG